UGCCUUUUGCACACUUCAACAGCGGUCACAAUCAUGACUAGAUGUUUGAAAAACAAACUGAAUAGGUCUCAAAAAUGACUAGAAGUCUAGAAGCAACCACAAGGUGGACUUUAUUGACGCACCCUACAGAGGUCAAACAUGUCUUGAUUCUAUUUAUAUGCGUCACGUAGGCCUACACACUUCUCACUGAAAGCCGGCUGGAGGAUGAGGAGAUCCUUGUGAAACUUUCUCAGCACAAAAGCGUUUUCACUGGUUUCAAGAACUGACAGGCUAGAUAGGGCUCAAUAAUAAUGCUUUGAUUCAUUCAAAAGCCAUCAUAAACUUGAAGAAUAAAAGUACAAAUAAAAAGGAAUUUCAGGAUGAACACAAACCGUGCUGUGUGAGUUAUGCCAACUGCAUGUCCCCUUAAAGCAACAAUGUUUCCUUGGCACAUGAUACAUUCUUCUGACAGAUGCUCGGUCUUGUAAGGCCGCCUGUGUCCGAGUUGGCAGCAUGAGGCGCUAAUAUACCGAGCGGCUCACUUCUCCUUAACCCACGCGUUUCCCCGCUGUAGGCCUAUCUGUAAACCUUAUUUCUACGCUUACAAAUGAGUAACUCUCUGUACUAGCCUAUCUGCGCGUUUGUAAUCCCAUGUAUAGCGGAUGAAAGGAACUAUUUGACAGUGCUGGUCUUCCGGCUGCACUAAGUCAAUCAACUGCAGUGUAGCUAGAUCUAGGAUUAUCACUGGGACUUUUAUCACAGCACCGAGCGGUUAAUGUCGCGUGUGAGUCGCGUUAUUCCACUUUAUUCCUUCAUCGUAUCGUCACGGAAUAAACCGAGGUUCAAUCAUGACAGAGACGCGCAUGUCGCGCUGGUACUUCGGAGGAAUUGCCUCGUGCGCGGCCGCCUGUUGCACUCAUCCGCUGGACUUAAUAAAGGUUCAUCUGCAAACCCAGCAGGAGGUGAAGAUGAGGAUGACUGGCAUGGCUAUGCAGGUGGUGCGCAGUGAUGGGGUGCUAGCGCUCUACAAUGGGCUCAGUGCUUCACUCUGCAGGCAGAUGACUUACUCAAUGACCCGCUUUGCCAUUUAUGAAACUGUGAGAGACAAGAUAUCUAGUCAAAACCAGGGGCCCAUGCCCUUCUACCAGAAGAUCUUGCUGGCUGCUUUUGGAGGUCUUACUGGUGGGUUUAUUGGGACACCAGCAGACAUGGUUAAUGUCAGAAUGCAGAAUGAUGUGAAGUUGCCACCUGAAUUAAGAAGAAACUAUGCACAUGCUCUUGAUGGAUUGUCACGUGUUUGGAAAGAAGAGGGAAUAAGGAAGCUGUUCUCUGGAGCGUCAAUGGCAGCUGGUAGAGGGGCCAUGGUCACUGUUGGGCAGCUCUCCUGUUAUGACCAGGCCAAGCAGCUGGUUCUGGGAACUGGUUUGAUGACUGAUAACAUUUUCACUCACUUUGUUGCUAGCUUUAUUGCGGGAGGUUGUGCUACUGUUCUCUGUCAGCCUAUGGAUGUGGUGAAAACCAGACUGAUGAAUUCAAAGGGGGAAUACAGGGUACGAUUCUGCUUGAAUUUUCAAUUUUGUAAUUUUCUUUUUUUUAUUAUUUAUCUUACAUCUACAUUGCAUCUUGAAUUUCUGAAUUACUGUUCAAAAGUUUGA
Messenger RNA from Sinocyclocheilus grahami, 1634 nucleotides. It is a transcript of the gene slc25a10a, whose product is annotated as solute carrier family 25 member 10a. NCBI's taxonomy places the organism in Eukaryota, Metazoa, Chordata, Actinopteri, Cypriniformes, Cyprinidae. Gene Ontology annotation, biological process: transmembrane transport. The record is from RefSeq and is a predicted model, not a curated record. The transcript has 9 exons. Bases 828 to 1634 code for a protein of 268 amino acids.